AUGGAAGAUGGCCAUACACUGUAUGACUACAACGUGGGUCUGAACGACAUCGUCCAGCUGCUCAUCCGUUCCCAAGCGGGGGACGCUCCAGACAGUCCCCUCAUCCCUCCCUCCGUCAUCUCCCCUGUCGUCAGCCCCAAGGAGUGUGACACAAUGCCCAUGUCCUGCAGUACAGCUCUGCCACCCAACACCACAACUGGUGCAACUACCACCCCCCCCCACUCUAAGCUUACCACCGUGGCCCCAACACCUACCCCCAAACCCACCACAGUCAACAACAACACAACCACCACUGGCAACACCAGAACUACCACCAACACCAGUACAACUGCCAGUAAGAAAAUGAGUAACACCAGUAAACCCAAUAACAACGGAGACAAGUCUUCUUCUGGUCCACCUGCACCGCUGGAGAAGCUCGACAACCAGCCUUCAACCUCUACACGUCCCUUCCUCAUAGAUGCGGGCAUUGGGGUGUUCAAGGUAAGAGAAGGAUAACUUGCUGGAUUGUGGUACCAUUUUCUCUCAGGUUGAUUCAUUUGUUGUGGUUUGUGUACUAAAGGCUGUGGGAUAAUACGAUAUAGAAUAAGAAUAUAAUUAAGCAAAAAGGCCCAAGGGGGUGUGGACGCAACGCGUCGUGCCUGGAUAUAGCCAUUUACAUUACAUUUUAGUCAUUUAGCAGACGCUCUUAUCCAGAGCGACUUACAGUUAGUGAAUACAUUUUUUUAAUUUUUUUAUACUGGCCCCCCGUGGGAAUCGAACCCACAACCCUGGCGUUGCAAACGCCAUGCUCUAUCAACUGAGCUACAUCCCUGCCGGCCAUUCCCUCCCCUACCCUGGACGACGCUGGGCCAAUUGUGCGCCGCCCAUGAGUCUCCCGGUCGCGGCCGGCUGCGACAGAGCCUGGAUUCGAACCAGGAUCUCUAGUGGCACAGUUAGCACUGCGAAGCAGUGCCUUAGACCACUGCGCCACUCAGGAGACCGUGGUAUAUUGGUGGUAUACCACAAACCCCUGAGGUGCCUUAUUGCUAUUAUAAACUGGUUACCAACGUAAUUAGAACAGUAAUAAAAAAAGAUGUGUCAUACCCGUGGAAUACGGUCUGAUAUACCACAGCUUUCAGCCAAUCAGCAUUCAGGGCUCGAAACACCCAGUUUAUAAAGUCUGAUUUACCACAGCUUUCAGCUAUUCAGCAUUCAGGAACCAAAUGACCUAGUUUAUAAUACCUUUUCGCUCCGGUCCCCCUUCCAGCAUUGGGGAACAUCCCACGCACCCCCUGCGUGCACCACGUCUUUUUCUAAGGGCACAAGCACUGUUCAUGACACAAACUGUUCACACCCAUCUUGUUGGUGCAGAGAACAUUUUGCAGGUUUGAAGCUCAUUUUCUUGCAAUUCUAUACAUUUUGCCAUGUCUAAUGUGUAUUCAUGUGAUAUUUGAAUGACUCAAACAUUACAACAAAAUCUAUGGGCUAAAAAAUAGAGCUAAGAAAUGUUAGCUGACAUGGGCUAGUUGAUCUGGACAUUUGUAUGGAUGGAUGGAUGGAUGGAUGGAUGGAUGGAUGGCAUAACAAGAGGAAAGCUGAUGAUGCACUACCCAAUUUCGAAAUUGCACCUUGUGCAUUCUACUAUUACGACUUUCAAUAGUAAGUUGAAAGCCGGCCGUACUGAGUUCCAAAACAAAAAAGAACCCGCUCCCCCUGUGCCUCCCCUGCCAAUCCCUUGUGCCCCACAGUUUGAAAACCACUGAUAUAGAAUAAGAUUCUGUUCAUUCAAUAAUGGAUGAGAACCAGCUGAGCGACGCCCAACAGUAAGUAUGCUUGUGUCUGGAAAGGUUUCAAGCCUGACUUUCUGUCCUCUACUGUAGCUCAGUUGGUUAUAUAGCAUUCACAAUUAAGGAGAUACUGACAUGUUAUAUAGAGAGCAUUCACAAUUUAGGAGAUACUGACAUAUGUUUUGUCAUUCAUUUCCUUGAUGUCACUGGCACGCCAACAGCAAGUCAAGCGGCCUCAUUUCGCCACCUUUUCCCCUUUGCAUUGCUGUGGUUUGGAUCCACAUGCCUGUGGUAGUUUGAAUUGGCAGCCGCCUCUCAACUCCCUCAGCGUACUGUGCUCAAUCUCCAUAGUGACCGGCCUAACCAGACACAGGGCUCUGGAGUGUUUAGCUACUGUAGCAGGUCCAGUGGUGUGGCUGUCUGUCUAUCUGACUGGCUGUCUGUCUAUCUGACUGGCUUGUGUGUGCAUAUCCCUACUCUCCCCGAGUCUCCCUUGGAGAGUGGGGUCACAGCCAGGGGAGGUCUCCCCGAGUCACCCUUGGAGAGUGGGGUCACAGCCAGGGGAGGUCUCCCCGAGUCUCCCUUGGAGAGUGGGGUCACAGCCAGGGGAGGUCUCCCCGAGUCUCCCUUGGAGAGUGGGGUCACAGCCAGGGGAGGUCUCCCCGAGUCUCCCUUGGAGAGUGGGGUCACAGCCAGGGGAGGUCUCCCCGAGUCUCCCUUGGAGAGUGGGGUCACAGCCAGGGGAGGUGGAUAUGUUGUUCCUGGCCCUUAUCCACAAAGUCUCAGUAGGAGUGCUGCUAUAGGAUCAGCCUUUCAGAUCAUAAUGAAUAGGAUUUAUAUGGACAGGGGGGGGACAUGGUCAUACAUCAGCACUCCUGCUCUGAUAAGCAUUUUGAAUACAGGCCCUGUACUCAAGUCUUCCUGUUGAAUGAUGUCUGGACAGGACUGGACCACAUCUUUUACCUCAUGGUAUGUUGCUCUACAGAUUUAAUCUCCCCUUAGAAUCAGAUAUCAGAUUCUGAAAACCUUAUUACCAUGGAACAAAUGGUUGCUAGGAAUUUCUCUUGGUAUUUUUUUAUUGUUCAUAAUCACUUACAGUAAACGGUAGAGCUGACACGUUUUGAUAGACAUGUCCUGUUAACAGUUAACACCAAAGCCAAGCUGCAGGGGAGCGUGGGCCUAAAAAUGCCAAGCAGACCCACGCUAAGAGACACACUAUACCCAGAGCUCAGCCCUGAGAGAGAGCCUGCUGCUGGCGAACCACAGCGGCUGUAAAAGAUAUGUGCUGGAACAUGGACAGGACAGUCUCUUGGCUCGAAGCUUAUAGCACCAUCAAGGAGAUGACUGCAGCUGUGUUUUCAGUUCCUGCUGUGUUUUUAUCACGUACACAUACACUACAUGGCCAAAACUAUGGAUCUCGCUUUGUGCACAGGGGCAUUGUCAUGCUGAAAUAGGAAAGGGCCUUCCCCAAACUGUUACCACAAAGUUGGAAGCACAGAAUUGUCUAGAAUGUCAUUAUAUGCUGUAGCGUUAAGAUUUCCCUUCACUGGAACUAAGGGGCCUAGCCUGAACCAUGAAAAACAGCCCCAGACCAUUAUUCCUCCUCCACCAAACUUUGGCACUAUUUGGCACUAUGCAUUCGGGCAGGUAGCGUUCUCCUGGCAUCCGCCAAACCCAGAUUAGUCUGUCGGACUGCCAGAUGGUGAAGCGUGAUUCAUCACUCCAGAGAACGCGUUUCCACUGCUCCAGAGUCCAAUGGUGGUGAGCUUUACACCACUCCAGCCGACGCUUGGCAUUGCACAUGGUGUUCUUAGGCUUGUGUGCGGCUGCUCGGCCAUGGAAACCCAUUUCAUGAAGCUCCCGACAAACAGUUAUUGUGCUGACGUUGCUUCCAGAGUAACUUUGGAACUCGGUAGUGAGUGUUGCAACCGAGGACAGACGAUUUUUACAUGCUACGUGCUUCACCACUCAGCGGUCCCGUUCUGUGAGCUUGUGUGGCCUACCACUUCGCGGCUGAGCCGUUGUUGCUCCUAAACGUUUCCACUUCACAAUAACAGCACUUACAGUGGACCGGGGAAGCUCUAGCAGGGCAGAGAUUUGACAACUGACUUGUUGGAAAGGUGGCAUCCUAUGACGGUGCCACGUUGAAAGUCAGUGAGCUCUUUAGUACUGGCCAUUCUACUGCCAAUGUUUGUCUAUGUAGAUUGCAUGGCUGUGUGCUCGAUUUUAUACACCUGUCAGCAACGGGUGUCGCUGAAAUAGCCAAAUCCACUAAUUUGAAGGGGUGUCCACAUUCUUUUGGCCUUGUAGUGUACUAACAGGAUUACUUAAACACUCAAAUGUACCGGUGUGCACUCUGACUCACUGUCUAAUAAAUGGCAUAUAUUAUUAUAUUAUGAGUAAGGAGAUGACUGACCAGCAAACAGGUUUACUCAGUAGAGAAAACAGACAAGGUAAGCACACCCACACAUAAUGAACAGGAUGUAGUAUAUGUACUGUAUGUACGUAGUGUGAACAGGAAAUAGUAGCUCUAUGUAAACUUCAAGUGAACAGAAACGCCCAAAAAAUCUGCCUCACUUUGAUACUGCUACUGAUCCGGAGUACAGUAGUAAUGAACUCUAGUUCCUCUAUUGAACGCUAAUGUUUGUUCAUUAUCAAUUGUAGCAGGUUACUGGUGUUAUUGAUGUGCUACUGAUUUUGGUGCGACUUGCAGGUUAAGAUUUUAAAUGUACCGGUAUUUCUCAAACCCAGUAGUUGGCAUGUGGCCCAGAGGAUGUCCCUGUCAAUUAGCAGUCCCUGUGGGCCUGUAGAGAUGAGCAUGUCUGCUUUCACUAUCCAUCUCCCCUGGAGCUGAUGACAGAACCACAUAAAAACAGCAUCCUGACUGAAGGCUCGGUCUGAUUCUUAUGUAGAUGUGAAUUAAUAUGGAAGGGUACAAGCUUUGUCCUUAUAAACAGGCUGGUGGGUUUUGGAGACUAGGCUUGGAGUCAAUUCCAUUUAAAUUCAGGAAUUAUAAUUUUAUUUACUUCCUGAAUUGACCCCCAAACCCCACUGUCCCUCCCAGCCUAACCCUAACUCAACUCUUUUUCUCAAGGCCUUUACAACAAUGUCUGAUACUGUAUAUUCUGCAUGUGUACAAGGCUGAGAUCUGGAUUGAGAUGGCCUCUUGAUGCGUCCUCAGUUUGUGUUAUGAUGCGUAAUGUAGUAAGCUAAUAGAGUUAGCCGCUCAGGGUGAUGUCACUGUUCUGGAAUGUUCAUCAUCAGUUCUGGAAUCUUCAUCAGUGAGUUCUUCAGAGAGUGUUUGUUGACAGAGGCAAAGGGGGGACAGAGAGAACCUCCAUCCACUGUAGCCAUGAAACACAUUGUAAACAUUGCUAUGCUCAGAGGUCCCAGACAGCCUGUAGUUGGCCUUGCCCCUCCCUGUCUCCUAGCUCUGUUAUGCAUGUGAGCUGCUCAUGUCCCGUAUACAGAGGCAAGGUGACGCAUUUAUAGCAUAGUCAAAGGUGUUUAGCUAACACUGGAGACAGCGUGACUCUCUCAUUUUGUCACUAAUCAUUAACUAACUUUUUCUCUUAUCAAAACCUUCCAUUGCCCAUGUAACUGAGGAUUCUUUUCAGCCACUUUGUUUGUUCAUGAUGUCAACAAAAGUAAAAAGGCUUUGACUUAUAGGAAGACCUUUCUUAACAUUUCAUCACUAUCCUUGAAAUGUCCCAUGAGUCUGUUGCUUAGUUUACCCACAAACCUGUUAUUGCUUUCAUCAGUACUCCAAGCCAGCUGCACUCUGCACAUCAUUUAUUUUUUAUUUUUUAUUGUAUGUGCAUUUUAUUCAUAGUUGAAAGGUAAACUAAUUUUCUGUUAUUUUUCCCCUUUCAGAUAAACGAGUUGGUGGACUGCAGAGACAUAAGCAUCGGUGCCUGGUUUGAAGCCAGCAUUGACAACGUGUUACGCACCCCAAAGGGACAGAACAGCACCAGUAAAGCAGCUCCUACAGCAGGGAAAGUCGGCAGGCCUAGCAAAAGGACUAACGGCAAGCUGGAGACAGAGCCAGGCCAAGGCCAAAGCCACCUCUCCUCCUCAGACAAUAAUAAUAAUAAUAAUGGGAAUAAUUCUUCUUCUGCAUUGAACUCUGACAGUAGUGGGUCAGGGGCUGGGCCCUCCACCUCUCAAACAGACUAUACCGUCACAGACAAAGAGAAGGAGGAUGUGACGUAUCAUAUCAGAUAUGAUGAGUAAGUUGAUGCACCUGGGAAAAACGAGCACAGCUUGUCAGUGUUUUCUGACCUACUAGGCUUGCUAUCGCAGAUUAAUAUUUUCCUUUUUGUUUGCUCACUGUUUUAGAAAGGUUUAAUUAAGUUUGGUGGGGUUAACCAACUGUGAGUGGUGAUGGAUCCAACCAGGUAAGUAAGGAGUGUGUAGAUUGGGGUGCUUGGGAGUUCAGGAAGAGGUGAGAUUGCAUGUUAUGUAUGAAUGAAUAAAUAAAUUAGUGAUCUAAGCCAUAAAAAUGGCUGUAUAACAUGAUAUGCACUUACAGUAUGUAGUGAUGCACCAUUAGAUACAGAGGAGGAGAGAUUACAUGCCAUAUAAAUCGCCAUAGAGAGUAGCUAUCAAUCUCUUCAGCCAUUGGCCAUAUUUCAAUAUGAUCAGUGCUUGACUUGGACAGGAGCUCACCGGAGCUGACAACUGGCACCUCACAUUUUUCUACUGCUUAAGCUCCUGGUUCUCUUAUAGAAUAUUAGUUCAAAAGUAUUGUGGAGCUCCUGCACCUAAAUAUACACAGUACUGGCACCCAAAAUGAGUGCCGGCACCUAUUUCAGUCCAAGCCAUAUAAAUCGCCAUAUAUCUACCAUGAUACUUCUUGAUGUAGUGCUGCACCAUUAGAUACAGAGGAGGAGAGAUUACAUGCCAUAUAAAUCGCCAUAUAAAUUUGGAGUCAUCUUUUUCUGGUGAAUUCAUUCAUUCAGGAGUCGUUUCCAUGGUAACCGCAGAGUUCUCGGGAGCGUUGCUCUAACCGCCCCAUCUCCACAUUCUAAUUGCUGCCUAAAAUUGAGCGGCACAUCUAGCAUGUCACAUGGAGAGGUGCAUGAGGCUCUUUGCUGUGUGAACCACAUACACUGCUGUUGUAGAGGAGCUAUCAAUCUCUUCAGCCAUUGGCCAUAUUUCAAUAUGAUCAAUGCUUGACUUGGACAGGAGCUCACCGGAGCUGACAACUGGCACCUCACAUUUUUCUACUGCUUAAGCUCCUGGUUCUCUUAUAGAAUAUUAGUUCAAAAGUAUUGUGGAGCUCCUGCACCUAAAUAUACACAGUACUGGCACCCAAAAUGAGUGCCGGCACCUAUUUCAGUCCAAGCCAUAUAAAUCGCCAUAUAUCUACCAUGAUAAUUCUUGAUGUAGUGCUGCACCAUUGGAGUUGAUUUACAGUAGCUCCAUCCUCUCAUUUGACCUUUAACUCAGGAAACAAAAGCUCAGGCACUAAUUGAAGAGAAUACUAUUUCCCCAAUAGCCUUGGUGAGUCAGUCAAAUGGAAGUCAAAGUGCAACAGGAAGUCAUUUCCUGUCUCAGAGAUCUGUUAGAAAAAAGUGAUAAAAACAAUUUGUCUGCAGCGUUGAUCCAGGAUGAUGGAGUAUGUUUGUUUUUAGGACCGACGCAUAACUUUAAUUUACACACAGUUGCUAGGCAUAGAGUAAUAGCCAGAUGAAACGGACAAGAUAUAGUUCCUUGUUUUGACAAAAUUCUGGAUACAUUCUGUCAGUUUGGUAAUCUGAGAUGUUGAAUUACGUUUUUACUAUAUUUACACAACUUCCAUGGCCAAUCUCUAAAAACAACAUUGUCAGUAGUUGGUGUUUUUAGCUAAAACUGGGACAAUGACUUCAGUUUUGCAUGCAAUCAAAGUAGUAAACAUCUGCAACGUAUUAACUCACGCAAUUAAGCAGAAAUCACCCUACAUCCUGCUGGAUGGUGAAAGUUCCCCUGUGGGGACGUGAACCCACAACCCUUCGGUUCAGAGCGAACAGAAAAGGGGGUCCAGUUGGGGCAGCUUGUUUAAAAACCACAGCCCCUGAUUUCUCCCUCUCUGCCUGCAGCUUAUAAGGGAAUGUAGAAUAGAGGUGGUGGUGGUGGUGGGGGGGGGGGGGGCUGCUAAAUAACAUUUGGAGUCAUCUUUUUCUGGUGAAUUCAUUCAGAAGGAGUCAUUUCCAUGGUAACCGCAGAGUUCUCGGGAGCGUUGCUCUAACCGCCCCAUCUCCACAUUCUAAUUGCUGCCUAGAAUUGAGCGGCACAUCUAGCAUGUCACAUGGAGAGGUGCAUGAGGCUCUUUGCUGUGUGAACCACAUACACUGCUGUUGUAGAGGAGCUAUCAAUCUCUUCAGCCAUUGGCCAAGCACUGAGUAUGAUGAUGGGAAAUAACAAUGCAUAUUUCAAAUGACCCCAAGCCAAGCAGCUUUUUUUUCUCCUCUCUCUCUCUCUCUCUCUCUCUGACUCUGAUUGGUAAACGGCACAAUCUGCCUUCCCAGGUUUCUGCCUGUUUGUUAGAGCGCAGAGUGGAGGGUUUUUCUGUUCUCCUUUGUGUGGUUAGGCUGAGCUUCCCAAGGUUCUUGCUGUAUAAUUUGAUGCAGAAAAACAGCUCCUUAGAAAUGAAACCGCCUGUUUCACAUGGAAAUCUCAGACUAAUUUCCAACAAAACCGUUGCCUCAAGAUAGAGAAUCUUCUGCAUUUUUUGGCCUGUUUUUCCAUAUUAACAAGCGUCUCAGAUCUGGCUUAUGGUCCGUCUAGCAUUUGGCCCAACCAAUCCAUCCAACCAGAUAAAAACCUGGAUAGCAUAAAUAAUACAAUUAUCAGAUGAUAUGGCUCUAUAAAAAGACCAGAAGGAAUAUAUUAUAGUUAAUUGCUGCAGAGGCCAUGCUAUGUUACCCCCCUCUAAUUUAGCUGCAUUAAUUAAACCUGGUACUUAAAUGUAAGAGAGAUAAUUCAGUGUAUUUUCAUUGUGUAUUUCACUAUUGCUAAAGGCAGACUGAGACCAAAUGCCUGCAGGUCCAUUGAAUUAUAAACUAAUACCGCUGUAGCACGUGGUAACCUUUAUUGCGUGAAUAGAUCCAGCCAGGUGGACUGCCUGCCCCACUGUCCUCUCCAUGCACUUCACUUACUAUCCUACCUCCUUGUUUUCUGAUUUAAAUGUGAUUAAACAGAUCUUGAAAAAAAAAAAUACAGUCUCCAUUUAAAUCCUCAAUUACAAAUGAACAGAGAGGUUAACAGAAUGUGAUCAUUUCACCCUGUGAUGCUGCCAUGGAGUAAUUACGCUCAACUAAGAACAGCCUGGCGUGUGUGUGCGUGUGUGUGUGUGUGUGUGUGUGUGUGUGUGUGUGUGGGGCUCCUCAUCUGAACCCAGAAACCCUAUCAAACCAUGCAGCUUAUCUGACAGCCAUGGGACUUCAUAGUAUAUCCACGGAACGAUAUUGGUUUUCACAUCUCUGUCUGGUUGUCUACGUAUGAUGUUAAUCACACAGUCUCUCCAGUCAACUCUCUACAUUCCAGAUUCUAAUUUCCAGAUUCUACAUUCCAGAUUCUAAUUUCCACAAUCUAAAACCCAGAUUCUAAAUUGCAUUCUAGAAUCCCUGCUUCCUGCUCCUCUGUGUGGCCCUCUAGUCUGUUCCCUGUGUUGUUCCCCUCUCACUCUCUCCUUCGCCACAGGACCACCGUGUGCUAAACACUGACUUCUGUUCUGUUCUCCCCCUACGGAGCCUCCUGUUACCCUCACAGUGUCCCAGCACACUGACUUGUGUUCUGUUCUCCCCCUACGGAGGCUGCUGUUAAUCCGUGCCUCUAGCCUGUUACCCUCACACAGUGUCCCAGCACACUGACGACUUGAAGCCAUCACUGUGUCCAAGCGUUCUUCUCUAGUAUCUACUCACCUAUACACCAGUCAUGCUGAUGGACUGAAUUGUAAUAUUAAUUCUAGUAGAAUGCAUAAAAUACAUGCACUGACAGGAAACAUUAGCAUAGAUGUGUUAGGAAGUGGGCCCCUAUGCAUGCUCUCUCUCUCUCUCACACACAAACACACACACACACACACACACACACACACACACACACACACACACACACACACACAUGAACACACACACACACACACACACACACACACACAUGAACACACACACACACACACAUGAACACACACACGCAUAUGAACUCACACACGUAGAGGGUGUUGCUGUGAAACAUAUCCUGGUCUUUCUCUCUCCCUCUGUGUGUAAAGCGUCGGCCCGAUGGCUAUAGAGGUUUACGGAGUGUGUGUGUGUGGGGUACCACGGAUUGAUAUUCAGGACAUGAACAUGAUUAUGCAGGGAGCACAUGCAGGGAGAGGAGAGAGAAUGUGAGGGACAAUCACAGACUGAGGAGGCCGAGGCUGCGUCCCAAAUAGUACUCUAUUCCCUUUAUAGUGCACUACUUUUGGCCAGAGCCCUAAUGCAGGUCCCCUUCUAGCUAGUAGCUUCAUAGUACAGCCAGUGGCGGCUAAGCCUCCUCCCUAUGCUAAUGUGUGUACCCCAAUCUUUCAUCCAUUCAAUGGUCAAAUAUAUAUAUAUGUUGAAAUAACAGUCAGCUUCCUCUGGUCAUGAUUCUGUCACCCCACCACUGUCUCAUUUCUAUGAUGGAGGAUGGGCAGAGAAUAUUAGCACAAAAUCCUACAAAAAACGACACACUUUUCUUAUGGCGAUACGUACUUGACAAACUCUUUCUACAUCUCUAAGCCUGUUGAAUUAGUCCCAGUCCACAGUGCAUAUUAUAUUUGGUAUCUGAGUGCCUGCGUGUGUGAAAUACCAUUUUAACCAAAGAGACGAACCCAGACCCAGUUUUCCUUGCAUGAAAAAGAUGAGUGACUGCCCAAGGAGACCCCAAAUACUGGGAUGUAGUGCUGCCGUAGUGUAGGGGAGGGGUGCUCCCUCACUUUUUUGAAUUUGAGAAUAAAUGGAGCAGGUAAAAAAUAUUUCUGGAAAAUGAAUUCUGAUAAAUUCUAGAUCAAUUACAGUUGAAGUCAGAAGUUUAUAUACACCUUAGCCAAAUACAUUUAAACUCAGUUUUUCACAAUUCCUGACAUUUAAUCCUAGUAAAAAAUGUCCUGUCUUAGGUCAGUUAGGAUCACCACUUUAUUUUAAGAAUGUGAAAUGUCAGAAUAAUAGUAGAGAGAAUGAUUUAUUUCAGCUUUUAUUUCUUUCAUCACAUUCCCAGUGGGUCAGAAGUUUACAUACACUCAAUUAGUAUUUGGUAGCAUUGCCUUUAAAUUGUUUAACUUGGGUCAAACGUUUCGGGUAGCCUUCCACAAGCUUCCCAUAAUAAAUUGGGUGAAUUUUGGCCCAUUCCUCCUGACAGAGCUGGUGUAACUGAGUCAGGUUUGUAGGCCUCCUUGCUCGCACAAGCUUUUUCAGUUCUGCCCACAAAUGUUCUAUAGGAUUGAGGUCAGGGCUUUGUGAUGGCCACUCCAAUACCUUGACUUUGUUGUCCUUAACCCUCCCGUUGUCCUAGGGUCAAAAUGACCCGCUACUGUGUUGAACAAACUUUAUUACAUUUUUAUAUUUUGGGGAUCAUUUGUGAGAAGGAGGCAGUGAGACUUUAAAGAAAGUAUCACUGCCUCCUUCUCACAAAUGAUCCAAAAAAUAUAAAAAUUAAAUAAAGUUGGUUCAACACAGUGGCGGGUCAUUUUGACCCUAGGACAACGGGAGGGUUAAGCCAUUUUGCCACAACUUUGGAAGUAUGCUUGGGGUCAUUGUCCAUUUGGAAGACUCAUUUGCGACCAAGACUUUAACUUCCUGACUGAUGUCUUGAGAUGUUGCUUCAAUAUAUCCACAUAAUUUUCCUUCCUCAUGAUGCCAUCUAUUUUGUGAAGUGCACCAGUCCCUCCUGCAGCAAAGCACCCCCACAGCAUGAUGCUGCCACCCCCGUGCUUCACGGUUGGGAUGGUGUUCUUCGGCUUGCAAGCAUUCCCCUUUUUCCUCCAAACAUAACGAUGGUCAUUAUGGCCAAACAGUUCUAUUUUUGUUUUGUCAGACCAGAGGACAUUUCUCCAAAAAGUACGAUAUUUGUCCCCAUGUGCAGUUGCAAACCGUAGUCUGGCUUUUUUAUGGCGGUUUUGGAGCAGUGGCUUCUUCCUUGCUGAGCGGCCUUUCAGGUUAUGUCGAUAUAGGACUCGUUUUACUGUGGAUAUAGAUAAUUUUGUACCUGUUUCCUCCAUCAUCUUCACAAGGUCCUGUUAUUCUGGGAUUGAUUUGCACUUUUCACACCAAAGUACGUUCAUCUCUAGGAGACAGAACGCGUCUCCUUCCUGAGCGGUAUGAAGGCUGCGUGGUCCCAUGGUUUAUACUUGCGUACUAUUGUUUGUACAGAUGAACGUGGUACAUUCAGGCGUUUGGAAAUUGCUCCCAAGGAUGAUCCAGACUUGUGGAGGUCUACAAUUUCUUUUCUGAGGUCUUGGCUGAUUUCUUUUGAUUUUCCCAUGAUGUCAAGCAAAGAGGCACUGAGUUUGGAGGUAGGCCUUGAAAUACAUCCACAGGUACACCUCCAAUUGACUCAAAUGUUGUAAAUUAGCCUAUCAGAAGCUUCUAAAGCCAUGACAUCAUUUUCUGGAAUUUUCCAAGCUGUUUAAAGGCACAGUCAACUUAGUGUAUGUAAACUUCUGACCCACUGGAAUUGUGAUACAGUGAAUUAUAAGCGCAGUGGAACCCAGAACGAUAUGUUGACCACUUGGUUAUGGUGAGGUCCUUUCAGUGCCACUGCGCAGGAGGGGUCCGCGGAUCUGUUGAUUUAAAUGGAAACCGUAAAAGUUUUUUCAUGAUCUGUUUAAUCACAUUUAAUCAGAAAACGAGGGAGGAUAGUAAGUGAAGUGCAUGGAGAGGACAGUGGGGGAGUAAUUUCCUAGCAGGCAAGAUCUGUUGCCUACGCAUAAUAGUCAUACUCAUCACAUUAUUAUUAUUAUUAUUAUUAUUAUUAUUAUUACAAAUAGAAGAUUAUCACUUCUCACAGUGGUGAUCGUUUAGUAAAGUUAGAUCAAAGCUGAAUCAAUGUCUCGCAAGAUCACAUAAUGAUUAAUUUAGUAUUAUAAAAUGCAAUUUUACCCCGGUCCCCAGUGAAAGUUGCGACCCUGGUGAAAACAUUAUAAAUAUGAAAAUAGAAUACAGUGUUUCAGAAUGUGAGCUACCGCUUGCAUGUCAAUAUCAGACUGGGAAGAAUUUUAAGUUCGGAAUCUCCACCUAUCUGCAAGCAUGACCAAUGGCAUAACACCUUAUUGAUAUGUAAAUUCAAACAACCAAUAGGAAUACAUAAAGAUGGAAUACAUAAUUCUGCAGUGUCAGGUGGAAAGAUAACCAACCCUGUUACACUUUGAUUGAAACAAAAUAGGCAUAGAAGAAAGGCUUAUAGUUUAACACCAUCUGCUUUAAUUCGCUCACGAAACAGUAAUUCAAGAAGAUUUAAACGCUUAUUCCCAUGAAACUGAUUGAGAUCAAGUGAUUGGCAGUUUGGACAUUUCCCCGCUAAAACGUGAUUAAUUAUCAUUCACAAAUGGCAGUGAUGAUGGCCUAUUUUGAAAUGUGGUUUUUGUGUGGGCAUGGGCAGAUGUUGCAAUUGGAGGAUGCAUUUUAUGCAUAUUCUAUUACAUUUUUACAUUUACAUUUACGUCAUUUAGCAGACGCUCUUAUCCAGAGCGACUUACAAAUUGGUGCAUUCAUUCACCUUAUAGCCAGUGGGAUAACCACUUUACAAUGUUUUUUUAAAUGUUUUUUUCUAUGAUGAUAUUCAAUAGGCUACAAACUUCGAUUGAGAAAUGACAUGAUUAUAUUUUAAAAAUUGUGCUCCCUCGCCUAUAAAAAUAGCAAUACACCACUGCCCAAAUAACAUAUUUCUGAAUAAAAAAUGUUAAUGUGAUUUUGCUAUACGAAGAAUAAAUGUCAGAUGUUGCAUAUACUUUACGAACAUUUCAAGUGACUAUGCUUAGCCAAAAAGGAAUAUUUUUCAUAGAAAAUGUCUUUGGACAUUUUGCAGGCAUUGAAUUAGCCAAGCUUAAGCCAAGCAGUCCUGUCAAUUCCCUUUGAGAGUCAUUCGUUUUGGAGAUUUACACUCCUGUAGAUGCUUUACAUAAUGAAUGCAUUUUGGGGAAGAUGUUAUGUUGUUGAGGAGGAUAAAGAUCAUUUUCUUUCCUCUCCCUAGUUACCCUGAGAACGGCGUGGUGGAGAUGUGUGGCGGUAACGUGCGGCCGCGGGCUCGGACCCUACUCAGGUGGGACCAGCUCACGGUAGGCCUGGUUGUCAUGGUGAACUACAACAUAGAGAUCCCUGAGGAGAGGGGCUUCUGGUUCGACGCUGAGAUUACAGCACUCAAUGAGAUCUCCAGGACCAACAAGGAGGUCCGCAUCAAGAUCCUGCUGGGGUAAGAGAGAGCUGGGGUAGAGGACAUGCUGGGGUAGAGGACAUGCUGGGGUAACAGAGAGCUGGGGUAAGAGAGAGCUGUGGUGGGACAGUUUCCGUUGGGAAAGUCUUCUUCUCUUUUCUAGGUCAGAUGAUUAUGCCAGUUAUGUAACUUAGAUAUUUCUGCUUACAUAAAUUAAGAGGACUUUCUCUCUUUCUGAAUAGUCUGGCUGAGUGGGUGUAGAGAACAUUCCCUGUGGAGCUCUGAUGGACUGAUGAACACAUUCUCUCUCCCCCUCCCUCCUCUCUUCCCAGAGGGCCAGGGGACGUCAUCCCAGACUGUAAGCUGUUGUUUCUGGAUGAGAUCUAUCAGAUUGAGAAGAUUGGAGCACACUCGCUGUCUGCUGUAGAUGGACAGUUCAAACGUAGGCCUCCGCACUCUCAUACCAAUACUAGUCUACAGCCAAUCAGGGCUGAGAUGGAGCAUACCAUAGCCAAUCAGGGCUGAGAUGGAGCAUACCACAACCAAUCAGGCCUGAGAUAGGUAUACCUAGCAUACCAGCUGUUCUAGAAGGGCCGUGGUCAAGGGGGUACUUCAGAGAAGUAACUUGAAAUUGUUUUAAUCAAUUAGCCUCAAAUUGAUACAUUUCAAAUCCUUCUUAUAUAGCAUUCUGCAUAUCCAAUUUAAAUGGAAAGAUGUACAUGGAUUAUUGGCAUCAAUACAUGCAUGUGUGUUUGUGGUGUGUGUGGGCUUAUGGGUAUUUUUGUUUUUGUUUUGUUCGCCUGUGUGUGUGUGUGUGCCAAUUCUUUGCAUAUGUAUUUGUGCGUCUGUGUGUGUGUGAGUGUGUGCACACCGGUGUGUGUGUAUGUGUUUACAUGUGCGUCUGUGUGUGUCUGUCUGUGCGCUGGGAUGGAUCCAGGGAAGAGCGGGCCGGAGUGUAAGCACUGCAAGGCGGACCCCGAGUCGGAGUGCAGGUUCUGCUCGUGCUGUGUGUGCGGAGGGAAGCAGGACGCCCAUAUGCAGCUGCUGUGUGAUGAGUGUAACAUGGCCUUCCAUAUAUACUGUCUCAACCCACCACUAGCCACCAUACCUGACGACGAGGACUGGUGAGCUCUGACCUGGUCCUCCCAGACCACCUGGGGGUGCUAUACUCACACAGGAUGACCCUAUGGGCUCUGGUCAAAUGUAGUGCACUAUAUAGGGAAUAGGCUGCCAUUUAGGACGUAGACAGAGACAGACCAAUAGACCGGUCAUCUGAUGGCUGGUGGAGCAAGUAUGAUGCAUGAUGUCAUUGAUUAUAAUGAUUGAUGAACAUGCAUUGUGAGUGUAAUAGUCCAUUUACAUGUUAGUGAUGACUGAUAUAGAUAUGCCUUUAGCCAUAUGAAUAAGUUCCACAUUCUAUAUUUUCUUUGGGUGCCAGUCCAGAUUUCUCUCUCAUAGAUGUCUUAGUAACACACUGUCCAUACAAGAGACACUGACACCAACAGUAUACUACCAGUAGUAGUUUCUCUCCUGUCCAUAUAAUACCACCUUACAUUGACUUCCUGUAUUGAUCAUGAUCUGACAGGGCAGUAGACCAGUAAGGGAGUUAUGGUUCUUGUGUUGUGCUUGGCAGGUACUGUCCCACCUGUAAGAACGACACCAGUGAGGUGGUUAAGGCCGGGGAGAAGCUCAAGGCCAGUAAGAAGAAAGCCAAGAUGCCCUCGGCCCAUACAGAGAGCCAGAGGGACUGGGGCAAGGUGAGACAGACAGGGUCUACAACACUAACCCCUCGGCCCAUACAGAGAGCCAGAGGGACUGGGGCAAGGUGAGACAGACUGGGUCUACAACACUAACCCCUCGGCCCAUACAGAGAGCCAGAGGGACUGGGGCAAGGUGAGACAGACAGGGUCUACAACACUAACCCCUCGGCCCAUACAGAGAGCCAGAGGGACUGGGGCAAGGUGAGACAGACAGGGUCUACAACACUAACCCCUCGGCCCAUACAGAGAGCCAGAGGGACUGGGGCAAGGUGAGACAGACAGGGUCUACAACACUAACCCCUCGGCCCAUACAGAGAGCCAGAGGGACUGGGGCAAGGUGAGACAGACAGGGUCUACAACACUAACCCCUCGGCCCAUACAGAGAGCCAGAGGGACUGGGGCAAGGUGAGACAGACAGGGUCUACAACACUAACCCCUCGGCCCAUACAGAGAGCCAGAGGGACUGGGGCAAGGUGAGACAGACACGAAGGUUGUGUCCCAAAUGGCACCCUAUUCCCUACAUAGUUCACUACUUUUGAAAAAAGACGCUAUGUAGGGAAUAGGCUUAGGCUGCAUGCCAUUUGGGAUGCAGCCUAAGAUUUUCUAAUGACAAGGGUCACACCAGGGGGUUGGGGCCAAUUCCAUUUCAAUUCAGUAAGUAAGUAAACGUAUUGAUUUUCAGUGUCAGCAGAAUUUUAAUGGAGUUGAUCCCAACCCUGGGUCAGAUCGGGUCAUGGGCAUUGGCAGAAUCACUAUUUGUGGUUAUCAAAAUUCUAGAGGGGGAACUGGGGAGAGAAUUUGGAAUUUGAAACGAUUCUUCGAAUUUGUUCUCUGCUUGUCAAGUACUCUAGCUAAACUGUGUGGGGUGACUUAAUUAGUUUGACUCAAUGUAUAUUUCAACGGAAGAAAGAGGAGAUAUCUUGGCCUGGACUGGAGCUCAUAUUUUAAUGCCUCACUCAGAAGGAAGACCUACUUGGUUGUUUUGGCAGCAGACAGAAUGAGUGAGACACACACACACACACACACACACAGGGUGGCAGACAGAACUGUCAUUGUCUAGCGCUUGGUGCUGCUAACAGAAGCCGUUGGCCUGUUGAGUCACACAGUGUUAGCAGAACAAAGUAGAUGUCUUGUUCACGGCUUGGUAGCAGAGUUACUGAGUGCUCCUGAAGGAGUCAAUUGGCAGCAGGUAGCAGUGGCCAAGCUUUGGCAUGUUCAUUAUUCACCAAAUGUGAAGAAAACGGACUGAGACCGGGAUGACUGCCGUUUUAUGUACAAUGGCGCCGGAGGGGAUGGCUGCCGUUUUAUGGACUCUAAACCAACCGUGUGUGUUUUUUCGCAUUGUUUGUAACUUAUUUAGUACAUAAUGUUGCUGCUACCGUCUCUUAUGACCGAAAAGAGCUUCUGGACAUCAGAACAGCGAUUACUCACCUUGAGCUGGACUAAUAAUUUUUAUUUUAUGAGUCGGACGAGAGGGAUUUGCUCCAGACACCCGACAGGGCCCUCAUCCCCGUCAUUCGCAGUAGAAAGAAAAGGAAAUAUCGCAGAAGGAGAUCGGGGUGCCUGGUAAGGAGCCGGCGACGAGUGGCUAAUCUGCCUUUGCCAUCGAUACUAUUGGCCAACUUACUUGAUAAUAAAAUGGACGAACUACAGGCACGAAUAUCCUACCAACGGGAUAUUAAAAACGGUAAUAUCUUAUGUUUCACCGAGUCGUGGCUGAACGAUGACAUGAAUAACAUACAGCUGGCGGGUUAUACACUGUAUCGGCAGGAUAGAACAGCAGCCUCUGGUAAGACAAGGGGUGGCGGUCUAUGUAUAUUUGUAAACAACAGCUGGUGCAUGAUAUGUAAGGAAGUCUCUAGGUUUUGCUCGCCUGAGGUAGAGUAUCACAUGAUAAGCUGUAGACCACACUAUCUACCAAGAGAGUUUUCAUCUAUAUUCUUCGUAGCUGUCUAUUUACCACCGCAAACCGAUGCUGGCAGUAAGACCGCACUCAAUUAACUGUAUACGGCCAUAAGCAAACAGGAAAACGCUCAUCCAGAGGUGGCGCUCCUAGUGGCCGGGGACUUUAAUGCAGGGAAACUUACAUCCGUUUUACCUCAUUUCUACCAGCAUGUUAAAUGUGCAACCAGAGGGGAAAAAACCUCUAGACCACCUUUACUCCACACACAGAGACGCAUACAAAGCUCUCCCUCGCCCUCCAUUUGGCAAAUCUGACCAUAAUUCUAUCCUCCUGAUUCCUGCUUACAAGCUAAAACUAAAGCAGGAAGCACCAGUGACUCGGUCAAUACAAAAGUGGUCAGAUGAAGCAGAUGCUAAGCUACAGGACUGUUUUGCUAGCACAGACUGGAAUAUGUUCCGGGAUUCUUCCGAUGGCAUUGAGGAGUACACCACAUCAGUCACUGGCUUCAUCAAUAAGUGCAUCGAUGACGUCGUCCCCACAGUGACUGUACUUACAUACCCCAACCAGAAGCCAUGGAUUACAGGCAACAUCCGCACUGAGCUAAACGGUAGAGCUGCCGCUUUCAAGGAGUGGGACUCUAACCUGGAAGCUUAUAAGAAAUCCCGCUAUGCCCUCCAACGAACCAUCAAACAGGCAAAGCGUCAAUACAGGACUAAGAUUGAAUCGUACUACACCGGCUCUGAUGCUCGUCGGAUGUGGAAGGGCUUGCAAACAAUUACAGACUACAAAGGGAAGCACAGCCGCGAGCUGCCCAGUGACACGAGCCUACCAGACGAGCUAAAUUACUUCUAUGCUCGCUUCGAGGAAAGUAACACUGAAACAUGCAUGAGAGCAUCAGCUGUUCCGGACGACUGUGUGAUCACGCUCUCCAAAGCCGAUGCAAGUAAGACCUUUAAACAGGUCAACAUUCACAAGGCCGCAGGGCCAGAUGGAUUACCAGGACAUGUACUCCGAGCAUGCGCUGACCCACUGGCAAGUGUCUUCACUGACAUUUUCAACCUCUCCCUGUCUGAGUCUGUAAUACCAACAUGUUUCAAGCAGACCACCAUAGUCCCUGUGCCCACUAAGAUAACCUGCCUAAAUGACUACCGACCCGUAGCACACGCGUCUGUAGCCAUGAAGUUGAAAGCCUGGUCAACUUUGAAAGCCUGGUCAUGGCUCACAUCAACACCAUUAUCCCAGAAACCCUAGACCCAACAGAUCCACAGAUGAUGCAAUCUCAAUUGUGCUCCACAAUGCCCUUUCACACCUGGACAAAAGGAACACUUAUGUGAGAAUGCUAUUCAUUGACUACAGCUCAGCGUUCAACAUCAUAGUGCCCUCAAAGCUCAUCAGUAAGCUAAGGACCCUGGGACUAAACACCUCCCUCUGCAACUGGAUCCUGGACAUCCUGACGGGCCGCCCCCAGGUGGUAAGGGAAGGUAACAACACAUCCACCACGUUGAUCCUCAACACGGGGGCCCCUCAGGGGUGCGUGCUCAUUCCCCUCCUGUACUCCCUGUUCACUCAUGACUGCAUGGCCAGGCACGACUCCAGCACCAUCAUUAAGUUUGCCGAUGACACAACAGUGGUAGGCCUGAUCACCGACAACGACGAGACAGCCUAUAGGGAGGAGGUCAGAGACCUGGCCAUGUGGUGCCAGGACAACAACCUCUCCCUCAACGUGAUCAAGAAAAAGGAGAUGAUUGUGGACUACAGGAAAAAGAAGAGGACCCCAUUCUCAUCGACGGGGCUGUAGUGGAGCAGGAUGAGAGCUUCAGGUUCCUUGGUGUCCACAUCACCAACAAACUAACAUGGUCCAAGCACACCAAGACAGUCGUGAAGAGGGCACGACAAAACCUAUUCCCCCUAAGGAGACUGAAAAGAUUUGGCAUGAGUCCUCAGAUCCUCAAAAGGUUCUACAGCUGCACCGUCGAGAGCAUCCUGACUGGUUGCAUCACUGCCUGGUAUGGCAACUGCUCGGCCUCCGACCGCAAGGCACUACAGUACAUCACUGGGGCCAAGCUUCCUGCCAUCCAGGACCUCUAUACCAGGUGGUGUCAGAGGAAGGUCCUAAAAAUUGUCAGACUCCAGCCGCCACCCUAGUCAUAGACUGUUCUCUCUGCUACCGCACGGCAAGCGGUACCGGAGCGCCAAGUCUAGGUCCAAGAGGCUUCUAAACAGCUUCUACGCCCAAGCCAUAAGAAUCCUGAAGAUCUAAUGAAAGGGCUACCCAGAGUAUUUGCAUUGCCCCCCCUUUACGCUGCUGCUACUCUCUGUUUAUUAUCUAUGCAUAGUCACUUUAAUAACUCUACCUACAUGUACAUAUUACCUCGACUAACCGAUGCCCCCGCACAUUGACUCGGUACCGGUACCUCCUGUAUAUAGCCUCGCUAUUGUUAGUUUUACUGCUGCUCUUUAAUUAUUUGUUACUUUUAUUUCGUAUUAUUUUAUAUAGUAUUUUUUAUUUUUGUAAAAAAAAAUUGGGGGGGUAUUCUUUCUUAAAACCGCAUUGUUGGUUAAGGGCUUGUAAGUAAGCAUUUCACUGUAAGGUCUACACCUGUUGUGUUUGGCGCAUGUGACAAAUAAAAGUUGAUUUGAUUUGAUUGACUACCUGGACUUGUCCAUUAAGAACCACUCAUUUUCGUUUUCCGUUGUACAAUGUUUUGCGACAGUAUGCUCUACUGAACACAACCCAGGCACAGUGUGCCCUGCUGAACAAUACUCUGUAGUUUGCAAUGAAAACUAAAAUGAGUAUUAUUUCUUAUUGGACAAGUCCAGGUUGUGCCUUCCCAUUUUACUCAGUAGUCUUCCGUUUGGUGCCUACUGAACAUGCCCCAGGCCCACAGUAAGGGCCUCUCUGCUCUCACUAAGAGGUGUGUUAUUCUGUGUUGGCUAACUCCCUCUCACGCUGUGAGGCGAUGGUAACAAUGCCAUCUAAAAUGUUUUGCUACAAUGUGCCCUACUGAACACAACCCAGGCCCAGGUAAUACAGACAGGCCAUCAGUAAAGGCGUCUCUGACUAAGCUACAGUGUUGGCUGUCUCCCUCUCACACUGUGAGGCGAUGGUAACAACGCUAUUUAAAAUGACUCAGCAGAGUGAAGUUAUUUUCCUGGAACCAAACUAGGGGAAAAUAACUAACCCCAUUGUUUCCCAGAAAUACCCCAUGGAUGCGUCCCAAACGGGACCCUAUUCCCUAUGUAGUGCACUACUUUUGAUCAGGGCCCAUAGGGUUCUGGUCAAAAGUAGUGCACUAUAAAGGAAAUUUGGUGCCAUUUGGAACGCAUAGAAUGCUAAUUGAAAACAGCCUAUUCUGUACAUUAGUAUGUAUUUAUGUGAUAAACCUAAAAAAAAUGUGACUCAUAGUUUGGUAAUGUUAUGAGAAAGAAAGACUGAGGAAUGAAUCAAAUUGUCCCAACACUUUAAAAAACAUUUCCAGCCCGGAAAAUGGAUUAUUGUUAUGCAUACAAUGCUAUUCAGGUCUGAUUACGCUAUAUGGUAGCUAAAGCAUCUAGUAGGAAGUCCUUGGUUUAUGGAAUGUGUGUGUGGUCCAACAUGUGAAAACAUGCUAGCUAAAGCAUGCAUGAAUAAGUCCUUCUCCUGAAUGCCAUGUUGAUGUUGUUACAGGGUAUGGCCUGUGUGGGGCGCACUAAGGAAUGUACCAUCGUCCCCUCCAACCAUUACGGGCCUGUACCUGGGGUUCCCGUGGGAACAACAUGGAAGUUCCGCGUUCAGGUGAGCCAAUAGGAACAAGGUUUGGUACCAUGCGACCAUAUGACCAUACAGGUGGAGUGAUACAGGUUAGGUGAUUACUCACAAACUCGGAGAGAACAGAGAAAAUUUAAUAUUUUCAAAUCAUGAAGAUGUUGAAUCUGAAAAUAUAGUUAUUUUCAGUUAACUUUAGAGGUUCAUAGUUUUCAAAUCUGAUAUUCUGACACUAAGGAUUUGUUUACAUAGCCAGUAUCACAUCUAUCACACCAUCAUUCCUCCCCUCUCUCUUUCUCAUAUCACCCAUCCUGACUCUCACCCUCUCCUGUUCACGCCAUCUCUCCUGUUCACUCCAUCUCUCCUGUUCACUCCAUCUCUCCUGUUCACUCCAUCUCUCUAACUUCUCCCUUCCUGUGUUCCAAGGUGAGCGAGGCGGGAGUGCACAGGCCCCACGUGGGAGGUAUCCACGGCCGCAGUAACGACGGCUCCUAUUCGCUGGUGCUGGCUGGGGGCUUCGAAGAUGAAGUGGUGGGUGUCUUUCUUUUUUGUUGUUGAUGUCUGUUUUUUGUUGUUGAUGUCCGUUGUUUGAGCUAAGCAAUCUAGGAGCGUGGGAGCGUAGGAGAGAAGAGAGGUGGAGGGAGAUCGCUGUCUUUCUCCCUAUGUUUUUCCUGCUCUCGCUUCCUCUGUCUGGCAAGACCCUCUUUGAUGCCCCAUGCUUUUUGCUCUGGCCCUUUUAGCAUGGUAGACACCGGAGGAGGGUCGACGGGGGGAGGAUGGUAGUCUACCCAUCUGUCUGGUUCUCACACAGCUGUAGUCUGUCUAUCUAUCUCUUUCGCCCCUCUCCUUCUCUCCCUCUAACGCGUUUGACUUUCUUCGAGGAUGUUCACUGUACAGCAUAGCUCUGGAGAGUGCAUUAAUGGCACUAUGAUUAAUGUUUUCACAUUAGCUAGGUUUCCAUCCAAUUGGCGACAGAUUUUCAUGUGAAAAAAAUCAGUGAGUGAUGACGUAGUGCACACAAAAUACGGUAUGACUUUACUCGCAUUAAAAACUGUGGAUGGAAACGUGGUUUAUGACUUAUUUGGAGGAGGGAUUUUGAUGAUAUUUUGACUGGAUUUCGAAUUACAUCUAUGUUGAUUUAGCUGUGCGCCUCGGGUUGUCAUAUAAGAGAUUUCCACUUACUCAGCAAAGAAUGACAAGGAUAAGCUAGUAUGUGCAGGGGCAGUAUUUUUUAAGAGGUGUGUGUGUGUGUGUGUGUGUGUGUGUGUCUCCUUUUAACCCUCUGACCUCCACCAUGACCCCUCAGGACAGGGGAGAUGAGUUCACCUACACAGGCAGUGGAGGUCGCGACCUUUCAGGGAACAAGCGCAUCGGGGAGCAUUCCUUUGACCAGACCCUGACCCACUAUAACAGGUACAGUAAACAAACAAACAAAGUACUGUACCACCUGACCUGUUUCUCUCCCUGACAUUUCAAAUAGAUACCUUUUUUCAGUAUCAGACCUUUUUUGGUCAUCCCACACCAAAAACAUCAACACACAAUUAUAACACAGAUACAUUAUUUGACUGGUUUCGGAACAUGCACUAGUUCUAGUCAUUAACCCUUGACCUCUCAGGGCCCUGGCGCUGAACUGCGACGCCCCCAUCAACGACAAGGACGGGGCGGAAUCCAGGAACUGGCGUGCGGGGAAGCCGGUGAGGGUGGUGCGGAGCUCCAAAGGCCGACGCAUCAGCAAGUACGCUCCGGAGGAGGGCAACCGCUACGAUGGCAUCUACAAGGUACACUAGCUAGGACACAAACCAUAUAAUUAUUAGAAAACACAAACUCCCCAAGACCACGGCAGUUUGACUGGUACAUUCAAUAUGGCCGCCGGUUCACCCAUAAUGUAAUGUUGACUUGAAUGGGAAUGUCCGUUCUAGUCACUCUACACAAACACCCUGAUUAACUCAAUGUCCAUACUAGCACAGUACUUAGAAUGCAUGUCCUAUACAUGUCUUCAUUCUAAGUAGUAUGCUAGCUAGUUUGGAUAUUGGAACGGAGCCGCCUGGCUGCCUCUCAGGAACAUAGACUGGACCCGGUCCUUUUGGACCCUGUAUGCAUAUACUUAGUCUCUUUUAGUCCCUUGUGACAAAAUAAAAAAAUGAAUUACAAAUAUAAUACAAACAGUCAAAAUAAAUUGGGUGCAGAUAUCAGAGGGGCUGGUCCUCAUUAUGAGUCAUGCCUUUUGAACACAUCUUGAUUUCCCCAGAUAGACCAGGCCAGCACGGUAAUCACAACCCACGUGGUUUCAGAGAUGUUGCAUCUCAAACAAGACAAGAUGAGGAAAUAAAUGUAAUUUUUUUAGAUGAAUCCCUGAUUACCACAAAUCGAAUCACAUUUUUUGUACUGUUCCUGUCUCACCAUAAACUCCUAUAAGUUACAUUUUAGUCAUUUAGCAGACGCUCUUAUCCAGAGCGACUUACAGUUAGUGAGUGCAUACAUUUUCAUAGUUAGACAGUAUCAACAUCAAUGGGGAAUCAUGUGCUCAUAGAAUUAUAUAAUUACUAGAACGGACAUUCCCAAGUCUGUUCUGUGGAUGGUCAGUCAUUCUAUUUCUGUGUGUCUCUCAGGUGGUGAAGUACUGGCCAGAGAAAGGGAAGUGUGGUUUCCUGGUGUGGAGGUACCUGCUGCGGAGGGAUGAUCUGGAGCCCGCUCCCUGGACACCUGAGGGCCUGGAGCGCAUCCAGACACUGGGCCUGGCUGUGCAGGUGAGGGUUUACGGUGCUGUUUUAUAUGACAUUAUGACCGUAUGAGAGGACGGGUGUUUGGUUAUGACUGCUGUUUCAGUGGCGGUCUCUUUUAUGUCUCAAUUGAAUGUAUUAACUGAAUGUAAAACCGACCAGCCUCUCCAUUGUGUGUAGUUCUGUGUCCUUGGUUUGUUAAAUUUGAUAUUGUCGUCUGUCCGACUUUCUCUGUGUGCUUCUACUACGGUAUCCUCUUGGCUAUCGUUGUGCAUUAUGAGUUGGUUAUAAUGCAUUGUAAUACUUACCGAUGUUUUCAUUUGCCUGUCUCUGUGCAUCUACUCUACAGUAUCCCCCUGGUCGCCAUUUUGUUUUCAUCUGUCUCUGUGCAUCUACUCUACAGUAUUCCCCUAGUCGCCAUUUUGUUUUCAUCUGUCUCUGUGCAUCUACUCUACAGGAUCCUCCUGGUCGCCAUUUUGUUUUCAUCUGUCUCUGUGCAUCUACUCUACAGUAUCCCCCUGGUCGCCAUUUUGUUUUCAUCUGUCUCUGUGCAUCUAUUCUACAGUAUCCCCCUGGUCGCCAUUUUGUUUUCAUCGGUCUCUGUGCAUCUACUCUACAGUAUCCCCCUGGUCGCCAUUUUGUUUUCAUUUCUCUCUUUGCCUCUACAGUAUCCUCCAGGCUACGUGGAGGCCAUGGCCAACAAGACCAAGAAGGAGGCUAACGCUCGGCCAGGGUCCACCAGGAGCAAGAAGCACCAUGGACGGGGCCGGCCGCGGCUACAACCCCUGGAGAAGAAGGUGAAGAAGGGGGAGGAGGAGGAAGAGAUGCCCAUGGAGGUUACAGACCAGCCACAGAGCAACGGUAGUCAGAACACUCCCAAGGACAAGGAGACAGGUACCUGUUGAGACACAGCUAGGGAUAUAGGCCAGAGACGGAAGAGAGAUGUGUUUUUACCUUUGUGUGUACAGUUUAUAUCUUGUGCACUGCUAUGUACGCAUGGGCGGAAUUGCCGCUAGGGAAAGGGGGGACAUUUCCAAUAGAUAUAAAACUAGAUAUGCCAAGGCGUUUCGUGGGUGUUUUUAAAGGUGUCAAAUAAAAUGUUACCCAUAUUUGAAUAGAAACGAUAUGUGUACAUGCAUCUGUAAACAAUGUGUGUGUUGGUAUGCGUCUCUCAGAGGUGUGUAAGGAGUCGGCGGAGCCUCGAGCCAAGCGUCAGAAGAUGGAGGAGUCGUUCCAGCUGACAGAGCAGCAGCAAAGCCUCAUAAAGGAAGACCAACCCAACAGAAAGAACUGGGACGAGGCCAUGGGACACCUCAAGGAGGGGCCGGUACGUAAAGGUCACGAUGCGACAUGACAUGGCACAACAAGGCACAAACAGCAUCUAAACUAACACAACAGCAGCUCACAACUCCGUCACCUUAAUGAACUAUAUACAACCAAUAUUACACCGACACACAGUUCUGAUGUAAGACUAAUAUUACUGGAACAGUUAUGAUGUAUGUGAAGCUGCGGUUUCCAUGGUGAUGUCUGUACCUGUACUUCCUGUCUCUUUGUCUUUAGAACUUCCUGAGGAAGGUGGAACAGACGUUCAUGUGUGUCUGCUGCCAGGAGCUGGCCUACCAGCCCAUCACCACCGUCUGUACACACAAUGUGUGCAAGGUUGGUGUCCACAAGCACUGUGUGUGUGUGUGUCGGUUCAAGGUUUCACCUGAAUCUGCUGUUUAAAUGUAAUGAUUGUUGUCUGAUUGUGGUUUCAUGAUUUCAUACACAUGAAGGUCAGGUUUAGAAUAAGUAAUGACUGUAUGGCACUGUACAGUUAAGGAGUUGUGUUGUUCUUUGACCUCUGACUGACUGGCGUUCUCUCUGUCUGUUCCUGGUCCACCCCAGACCUGUCUCCAGCGGUCAUUCCGUGCUGAGGUGUACACCUGCCCUGCCUGUCGCCACGACCUGGGGAAGGACUACGUCAUGGUCCUAAACAAGACUCUACAGCUGCUGCUGGACCAGUUCUUCCCUGGCUACAGCAAGGGCCGAUGAGGACAGACACCUGCACUCACACAAGCAGUUACACACAGACCCAUGAUGCAUACAAACAAACAUAGGCAUACACACACUUAUUCAUACAUUGGUACAUAGUACACACACACACACCCUCCAUCUCCUAGGCAGCAGGGACUGACCCCACCUGUUGGACUUGUACUGUCCCCAUUUACGUCACCAGCCUGAAGUCAUCCAAGCCCCAGGAGAGCCUGGAGCACCAUGCCCCUACACCCCCAUUUGGUUCCCAUCCCUGGGUAACAACACCCCCUAACCCCCCAAUGAGUUCCCUCUCUCCCUAGCCUUCCACGUCCCCAGUCCCCAGAACUCAUCAGUUCAUCGCCAUCUACCUGUCC
Coregonus sp. 'balchen' is the source of this 26656-nucleotide messenger RNA. NCBI's taxonomy places the organism in Eukaryota, Metazoa, Chordata, Actinopteri, Salmoniformes, Salmonidae. The record is from the annotation of a GenBank genome assembly.